This is a messenger RNA of Culex pipiens pallens (northern house mosquito), 486 nucleotides long. RefSeq lists its product as uncharacterized. NCBI's taxonomy places the organism in Eukaryota, Metazoa, Arthropoda, Insecta, Diptera, Culicidae. The coding region runs from base 101 to 403 and encodes 100 amino acids. The transcript has 2 exons. The record is from RefSeq and is a predicted model, not a curated record.
AAACAGAACAGUAAACGGAAUUCGAAACAGUCUGUUGCGGUGUGUGGUGGUUUGCAACGAACUUUUGUGAAACUUUUAAAAUUAAUUUUUAAACCCGGAAAUGGACAGCUUCCAGCAAUCGGAGCGCAUCAAGGAGCUACAGGACCAUGUGGUCACGCUUCGGCACGACAUGUCCGUUUGCUACAAGCGGAUGCUGAUGAAGGAGUGCCAAGUAAUUGCGAAUAAUCUGGCAGAAGCCAAAGUCAACUUCCCACGUCAGAACCUGGACCAGCUGCAGAACAUCCGACCGGCCGAUCUGAGCCGUGCGACGCAAUCCAUCCGGACCAACCCACCGAUGCACGAAAUUCUCAACCAGGCCCGCCAGCUGCAACGCUUCCAGCAGAUGGACAGAAAGAAACACUAAAUUUUAAUGGUUUGUCAUGCUAUUUUUAUUGCUUUCAAUCAUUCUCCAAGCUCAAAAUGUUGUGCAACUCGUUGUAAAUCAUC